This is a messenger RNA of Miscanthus lutarioriparius, 1836 nucleotides long. NCBI's taxonomy places the organism in Eukaryota, Viridiplantae, Streptophyta, Magnoliopsida, Poales, Poaceae. The record is from the annotation of a GenBank genome assembly.
AUGGUGGUCGUGGUGGCGCCCUCCCCCCUCUGCUCCUUCCUGCCCGCGCACCCGUUCGGCCCCGCGCGCCCUCGCCGUCCAAUGAACCCGACCGCCAAACCCCUCUCACUUACCCUCACCAUCCGCUGCGCCGCCACAACCGCGGCGGGGCGGCCGGGACCCCCGCCGCUGCCACCACCGAAGCUGGUCCGCUGCGCUGCUCUCGACCGCCAGGCGGCGCGCGCAAGCCGCCUCCGCUUCGCGCGCAAGCUCCUCACCCUCCUCCUCUCCAAGCCGCGCCAUUUCCUCCCGCUCCGCGUGCUCAACCGCUGCCGCCGCUUCCUCGGCCUCCCGCGCCGCGGCCGCCCGCUCAUCCCCAUGGUCCUCCGCUACCCGGCCCUCUUCCGUCUCUUCCAGGCCCAUACCUCCCUCCCGCUCUCCCCGUCCUUCUCCACCCUCGCGGUCGCGCUCACCCCCGCCGCCGAGGCGCUCGCCGCCGACCUCGCCGCGCUCCGAGCCACCAGCACAGGCGCAGGCGCGCUCGCGGACAAGGUCCACCGCCUCCUCCUUAUGACCCCGCGCCGAAGCAUUCCGGUGAACAGGCUCGUCCACCUCGCCCCCGACCUCGGCCUCGCCAUGGACUUCCGCGCGACGCUUUGCCCCCGCCACCCGGAUCUCUUCAGACUCGUGAACACCUCCCGCGGCCACGCACUCCAGCUCGCCGAUCCCCCGCCAACGCCGCCUCCGCCGCUCCUUUCUCUUCGCCCCGCCGCGACGCCCGACCGCCUCAUGGACCGACCGCGGAGGUUUCCGCACCUCCCGCUCCGCCGCGGGCUUAACCUCCGCCGCGCGCACAGGGACUACCUCCUGCGGUUCCAUAGCCUUCCCGAGGUGUCCCCGUUCGAGUCGCUGGAUGAGGGCGCUAGUCUGGAGAUGUUGGAGCGGCGGGCGUGUGCCGUGGUGCGGGAGGUGCUGGCCAUGACGGUGGAGAAGCGGACGCUGGUGGAUCACCUCACGCACUUCAGGAAAGACUUUGGGUUGCCAAACCGGCUGCGCGCCAUGCUGGUGCGACAUCCAGAGCUGUUCUAUGUCAGUGUGAAGGGGGUGCGGCACUCGGUGUUCCUUGUGGAGGCGUUUGAUGAUGAUGGGAGGCUCCUAGUGGAGGAUGAGAUGCUGGUUGGGAGGGAUAGACUGGAGGAGCUUGUUCGGGAGGGAAAGCGGAUGAGGCGUGCUCGGAAGAAAGGCGUUCUCACGUUUGAUGGUGACAGUGAUGAGGAUGAAGAUGAUGAGGCAGCAGAAAUGGAAGGUUCAUUAGAGGUGGAUGAUGAGUUUGGGGACUUGUUUGAGGAUGGUGUCAUUGGGGAGGAUUGGGAGGAGGUAGGUGGAGGUGGAAGUGAGGCAUAUGAAGAGUACGAUGCUGAAUCGGGUGAGAUGGAGGAGUUUUGGGUCAAGAAGGCUGUGGCUCAAGGACUGGUUGACGAUGGUAAUGAGCAGGAUGUUUGGAAGUUAACGAAGAUUGAGAAUUCCUCAAGUGUGCUUUCUCGGCAAUGCACAAAAACCAGUAAGCAUCAGUACAUAUCCGGGUAUCUUGGACCUCUUGGUCCCAUUUGCUGCCUGUCUGUUGCUACUUGCAAGGAGGCAUGCUCUCUUCUUCCCAAGAUCUCUAGCAAGGAAACACAUCCAAAGAUAGCACAAGUUCUUCUGGAACGUCACAAACCUGAUAUGACACUUCUUGUGCUAAAGUGUGCAGGGCGUGAUAGCUUCUCUGCUACAGAAAACUUUGAAAAAGAUGGCGUUUCAUCUCUUAGCGAGGCAGUGACUGCGCGGUCUGUGUUAGAAUUGAAUGUGCCCUCCUAA